UUCCGUCAUUUAAUCAUUAGCAAUCUUUUCCAAAAGGCAAGCGUUCGCUUUGCAGUUUCCUCCGCUUCAAUUGUGCUGUGCAGUGAAAAAUCAAUUCCACCAUGGACGCAUUCGGCGAUGGAAACUUCGAACAGCAGGAAAUCGAUCCGGCGGCCGAGUUCCUGGCCCGGGAGCAGAACGCCCUCGCCGGACUGGAGGACGAAAUCCCUCCCGUAGAUCCCGUUUCUGCUGCGACGACGGCAGGAAACGACGAUCAGAAGAACGAUGACGUGACUCAGCCCCCCAGUACAGAUGUGCUAGGAGGGCUCGAGUUCGAAUCGAACGGAAGCUUUGAGAUGAUCAAUUCGGACUUCGAAGCCACUCAAACGCAACCCGCUGCUGAUGAACAGCUGCAACAACAGCAGCAACGAUUGGACGGGGAUGAUGCCUUUCUGGAUGGUGAUUUCUCGUCCAACGUAAACGCUAAUAACCAACAAGAAGAUGAUAAUGAUGAUUUUUCAGGGUACAGAGUGCCCGUCGUCCAUCUCGAGGAACCGGAGAGAAUUCGCAAGUGGCGCGAAGAACAGAAGGCCCGACUGGAGCAGAAGGACCGUGAGGAAGAGCUCAAGAAGGAAGAACUGCGGGAACAGGCCCGCAAAGAGCUCGAGGACUGGUACAAGCACCACGAUGAAGCAAUCUCUAAAACCAAAGCCGCCAAUCGAAACGCCGAGAAGCAGUUUGUGGCCGAAACGGACGAAAUCGAGCCCGGCACCGAGUGGGAACGCAUCGCCAAGCUGUGCGACUUCAAUCCGAAAACGAACAAAUCGAGCAAAGAUAUCUCCCGGAUGCGUUCGAUCAUCCUGCAGCUGAAGCAAAAUCCGAUUGCCACCAAUGGCAAAAAGGUUUAAUAGCGAGGACACCCGACUCGAAAGCAUGUACACUACAUGAUGCCACGCCUUGUUCUGUUAUAGGAUAAGCCGCGAACUGUAGUAGGUGUCCCGAGAAGAUUCGGUUCGGUCCUAGGAAGCCGAACAGCAUCAAUCCGCUAGCGGAUUAUGAUAUAUAGAUGAACCUAUACACAAUACACACCUAUAUAUAAAAGAAGUUAAAACUAUUAUGAAAGGAAACAAAAUCAGAAGAGAGAAAGACGUAACAUACACUCAUAGAAAAAUUGUGUAAUUUGGUAGAGACGCGUGUUCACGAGAGGAGAGGAAAUCACAACCUUAUAUUAACUUUAAGAUAACAACUAAACAAAGCUAGAGACGACAAAUGAAGAUAGUGAAAAAUACACAACAAAACAGAUGCAUAUAAAUAAGUAGAGUAGUGGAAAUUAUUCGAAGAAAAAGAAACAAAAACAACACUAGCAGUUUAGCGCUACCCAAAAUAUUCUCUUUAUUAAUUUUAUCAUUUCACUGAUCAUAUUCGCGGCAGGGUUUUUGCGUUUUGUUUAUUUUUUUUCGUAGCACUUCGACUAUUUAAAUUGAACUUUUUUUUUUCGUGCCGACUGAAAACUGAUUCUGCUGUGGCUUAUUUAUUUAAUCGAAAAGUAGCAUUUUUUCGCGCUUCUGUUAUCCUCUUUAGUUGGUAUUUGCAGAUUUGGUUUUAUUAGAAUACGUUGAAAUUGCUCCUACAGGAAUCACACUAUUGCUCUACAUAUGUUGGUAGUCACACAUAAGGUAGUUAAAAAUACGAUCUGUGUUCAGCUGCUUCUAAAAAACGGUUAUACUAUUUCCUCGUGCGUUCGCAUCUAAAUCGAGCUACAAAACUUUCACCAUUCCGCUCACAAGCUAUUUGUAUCGUAUUUUGAUUUGGCCCAUCACUAAAAUGUGAAUAUAUAAUGUAUUAGUUUAGAAACUGAAAACGUCCUUUAAAAAUCGUCGUGAUAGUAGAUUUUUGAUGCAUUCUUCCAUGGUGUGCUUUUGUGUUUUCUUUACCACCGCACUAUCAGGGCCCUUGAAUGUUUCACACGAGACUAGCAUCUCGAUCGACAACAGCGGGUGUUCUGUUUCAGUUUCGUUGGACAUACUCGAUCAUACGCGAACUAAUCAUUCAAUAGGUGGGCAAUAUUAAGUUUAGAAAUUCAUGCGUUCCCGGAGACGUUAUGUUGGACGUGCUGAGUCCCUUUCCCCAAAUCAUUGCAACAAUUCAUUCAGUGCACUCUAUUACAUAUGGUAUAAAUAAACAAAAUCGUUAAUCGUAAACCCUGGACAGAACUAAGCAUACAAAGCAAAUCGAAGAAGAAAACGCGAGAGGUCAUUAAUCAAUCGCCGUGUAUAUGAAUUAAAGUAAAAUCUACUUGCGAAAUCAAACAAUAAAGCUAAAUUGUUGAAAAUAAA
Uranotaenia lowii is the source of this 2315-nucleotide messenger RNA. RefSeq names its product clathrin light chain (gene Clc). Bases 102 to 887 code for a protein of 261 amino acids. Gene Ontology annotation, biological process: clathrin-dependent endocytosis; intracellular protein transport; clathrin coat assembly. The record is from RefSeq and is a predicted model, not a curated record. Gene Ontology annotation, cellular component: postsynaptic endocytic zone cytoplasmic component; synaptic vesicle membrane; clathrin coat of trans-Golgi network vesicle. Gene Ontology annotation, molecular function: clathrin heavy chain binding; structural molecule activity. The transcript has 5 exons. NCBI's taxonomy places the organism in Eukaryota, Metazoa, Arthropoda, Insecta, Diptera, Culicidae.